AUGAAGCAGGUUCUCAGAGAAGUUGCAUCUGAGCAAGCUGCUAAAGCAGCCUCUGAGAAGCGGCGCCUCGAGCAAUCUGGUGUUCGCCAAGAGUUUGAGAGGAGGCGGAGGCAGGGCGGCAGGCCCAAGGGCCGCAGGGCCAGCCGUAGCUCUGAGAUGCCUCUGGCGGUCCAGCAUGCUCUGACGCUGAAGAUGAAGAAAGCGCUGCCUGACUUCAGCUCUGAGCACACCUUGCUGACAGCGAUGAGCAAGAAGAUGGGCUUGUCUUUGAUGAAGGUCCGGAAGAUCUGGCAGCGCAGAGACAUUCUGGCGAGGUUGCAGAAGCACCAUGGCUUCGCUCUGCAACCUCACGUCUCUACUGGGGCCAAAGGCCUGAAGAGGACUGCGACGCAGCGCCGGUAUCGUGGAUACCGUCUGCCUGGUGGUGGGAGGAAGUCUGCCUUCACGGCUGUCCGAGACAGUCUGCUUGUCUGGUUUGAGACCCAGCGCUGCCACGGCCACUCUGUCAAGAAGGUCCACAUUCUGGAGCAGUGGCGUCUGCUGAUGACGAAGGAGCUUCUGGAUCUGCGGCAGCAGUCUGAGGCUGCUGUGGACCGCCACGAGCGAGCCGCUCUGCUUCAACUGGUCUCUGAAGGUGAGAAGCAGCUCAAGUCUUCUGCGGUGGACUCUGGAAGGAACCGUCUCAAGCAGUUGAUGAAAGAUCUGCGAGCGAAGGACAUGGUCCCGGACCUGAAGACUCAGGUCUCUGAGGUUGACGAGGUGGCUCGUGCAAAGUUGACCUACCAGGCCCUGGACCACACCCUCUGGUUGACCUGUUUCGGCCCUGAGGCAGAACUGCGGGAAAGGGUCAGCAAACCUGCUGUUCUGCGUGCCAACCUGCAGUCCAUGGUCCUGCUCUUCGCCGACCAGGUGCCCCUGUGGUUGAAGUCUGGUUCUGAGAAGGAGGUGUAUGCGAAAUGGGAGUCUGACCCGUACCCGCAGUCUCUGCUGAGACAAGAGCUUCUGGACCACCACACCCGCACUCUUGCUGACCGGACCUCCGACAGCCAGGUGCCGCCUCUGCUGUCGGCUGAGCUGCCUGCUGUGACUGAGAAACGCAAGAACUCUGGACAGCGUCAGAAACGGUACCGUCUGACGUACGAGGCCAGACAGGGUCUGUACAACCUCUGCUCCGAUGCUCCUCUUGUGGGCAAGGUGCUGCCGGGUCUGUUAGUUGUUCAUGGAGCGCAUGCUCGAUUGAACAACAUAGACUCUGCUGGCAAGUUCAUCUCUGAUGAGACCUUCGAAUACAACGGCACUCUGGUGGUGCGGAAGGCGAAGACCUCUGCCGGCCGUCUGCUCUUUGGCUGGCGGAAAGCCAGACAGUCUGACCCAGAACUCUUCAGACGUAUCUCUGUGAUGAGUCAGCCGUCUGCAAACGUAGAUGGCGUCAUCUACGUCUGGGCCCAGCAGGAGCUGGCGGCUCUGACGCCUGUCUGCAUCCAGCAGCGAGACUGCUACGCUGCGGCCUGGUCCUCCUCUGCCGCCGAGUCUCUGCUUUACAGCAACCAUCUGCAGACCAUUAUUGGUCCUAAGAUGACUGCGAGUCUGCAGUUGACUGACACAGACUUCUCUCGGAGCUUCAAGAGUCUGUGUCGCUCUGAAAUGGAUCGUCUGAGGCAUGCUGGCCAGACAGCUCUGUUCGCCUCUGGGAACAAGGAGAUCUGGCACUGCUCCCACCUCGAUCUGAUCCGCUGUGUGGUCUCUGCACAAGACGAGAUGUCUCGCAGGCAGGACGAGAAGGACUGGAUCGUUUCUGGUCUGAGGCGGAAUGGCAUUCUGGCUUACAAGCCUGACUUGAGCUCUGGCAAACUGGUGCCUCUGACGGAUGCAGAGUGCUGCUCUGCUCGCACGAAGCCAUCCUGGUUGGAGGACCGCUUCCUCUGGCGUGUGGGCUCUGUGCCUGUGAAGCCGGACUGGUCUGCCAUCGCUGGCGCCCAAGCCGUUGCGGAUCUGGUGGAGUGGUCGCUGAACCAUCCUCACGUGCUGUCCUCUGAAGAGGAAGCUCUGCUCACUGUGCCUGAACUCCCCGAGGAUCUGCAAAUCCCGUGCAUUGAGUCUGGGGUUCUGACCCUGAGUCUGGAUCUUCAGAGGACAGCCUGGCGGAAGCAGCUGGCCACCUCUGAUGACGCUCUGGCAAAGAAGCGGGAACGCAGGGAUGUCAAGGCCAUGCUGGCUCUGGCUAAGAAGAAGCUGCAUGGCAAGCUUCUGGAGGCCAUGAGGCAUCGUCUGAAGACGAUGUCUCAGCAGCAAGCUCUGGCUCGUCUGGUUCCUCGUGCUGCUGAGCCCAAAUCUCAGACAAAGAAGUCUGUCAAGAAGAAUCUGCUCAAGACUGCAAGCAAAGCUGUGGUCAAGAAGAUGGGUCUGGCCAAGGCCCUGAAAGAGCAGAAGGCUCUGGAGGACCAAGAGGCUCUGGAGGAGCAGAGUGGCUCUGCCAAGCCACCUCUGGCCGCCUCCGCACUCUCUGACCCUGUCUCUGCCAAGGCUGCUGAACUUCCCGCCGCUGACAAGGGACCUCUGUUUGGGAAGACCUGUAGGGUGCUCUUGGAGGAGGCCAACUGUGGGAAGUCUGGCAAGUGCACUGCCCACAAUGUUCUUCUGGGCACUGUGACUCUGACAGGUGUGGGUGCGACCUGUGCCACAACGACUCUGUUUGCUGACGAUGUCUGCGAAGUGGAGCAAGCCUGGCUACCGCCUCUGAAGUGGAAGGGCAUGCACCUGAAACGUGCUCUGAAGCAGGUUGUCUGCAAGGCUUGUCUGGGCAUUCGUCUGAGUCUGGAGGAGGACAGCUAUGCCUCUGCGACUGUGGAGCUGAUCCAGAAGAAGCCUCAGAUGCUUCUGGAUCAGCAUCUGCUCAUGGGCUGGGAGAUGCUGAGGUGGCAUUUCUGGGACGAGAAGUCUGAGGAGCCUGACUUCUUCCGCAAGCACUCUGUCCGGCUUCUGGACCCUCGGCUCUGCGUGCAGUUUCUGUACCAGGAGCAUCCAAACCCUGGUCUGCUGCCGCCGGCUCUGGCGCACGAGGCCACUGACUACAAGCUGCUCUUUGUGCCUGUCUGGGCUCCUGGUCCGCCUUGUCACUGGACUCUGCUGGUUCUGGACAGAAGAGAGGGAGACGAGGUCUGCAUUCAGUACCUGGACACUCUGGCCACAGUGCACAAGAAUUGUGCUCAGAACGCGCAGCUGCUGCUGGAAGCUCUGAUUCCAGGGGCUGUCUUGCCUGACCGGGCAAAAUGCCCUCUGCAGAAGAGCGAUGACUGUGGGUUCUGGGCGCUGGCGAGCAUCCUGUGGAUCUGCUGCCAACUUCGUGGCGAGGGGCCAGCCUCUCGUGGCUCACGCAGCAGGCUGGUCAUGGACCUGGUUGCUUUUCUGCGGACCUGGGUGGGUCAAAUGGCUGAAGAGCAGAAGAAGCUGGAGAAGAGUCUGGCCGACGAGGACAAGGCUCUGAAAAAGGCGCUCAAAGCCAAUCAUGCCAAGGCUCUGAAAUUGGCUGCGUCUCACGCAGCAGCCUCUGAAGCAUCGACCAAAGCUGCUGCUCUGGCCCACGAGGUCCUGAACCAGGGGAAGGAGCCUGAAGCCUCUGAUCUUUCUGCCUCAGAGAAGGCGGAAAUUGAGCACAUCAGGCAGUUUGGGCUUCGAAUCUGCAGUCGCUGCAGCUGGCAGAGUGGCUGCUUGGACUGCUGCUGGGAGAAGCGCGAACGGUAUCUGCUCAACAAGCUUCGUGUGAGCCUGGGUCUGGCACCUCUGAAGUGA
Molecule: messenger RNA, 3789 nt
Organism: Symbiodinium natans
Lineage: Eukaryota; Dinophyceae; Suessiales; Symbiodiniaceae
Source: the annotation of a GenBank genome assembly